Clupea harengus (Atlantic herring) is the source of this 1875-nucleotide messenger RNA. RefSeq names its product macroH2A.1 histone (gene macroh2a1). Gene Ontology annotation, cellular component: nucleosome. Gene Ontology annotation, molecular function: DNA binding; structural constituent of chromatin; protein heterodimerization activity. The record is from RefSeq and is a predicted model, not a curated record. Lineage: Eukaryota; Metazoa; Chordata; Actinopteri; Clupeiformes; Clupeidae.
CUUGUGUGUGGUGAGGCUUUGCACGCUGUCACUGUCCUCUGCUGUCAUCCACGCCGAAGCGCAGAGUUAAAGACACAGGAGACGGUGAUCCGUUCACAUACUUUGUAAGGAGCAAACAGCACGGCGCAGUGCCAUAGCCUACCCAACGUCGCCCGACUGCUUUCUACAAACAAAUUGGAGCGCUGUGGAUUGUGGGAGCUUGUUCUGCUCGGCUUACAGUUGGCUAAGCACUCGAGCCCGGAGACAGUAUACAUAUUGCCCAGCUCUGUCCUAUCUUGAGACUCGUGGGGGCAGCAUGUCGAGUCGGGGGGGUAAGAAGAAGACCACGAAGACAUCGCGCUCCACCAAGGCGGGGGUGAUUUUCCCCGUGGGCCGCAUGCUACGCUACAUCAGACGGAGCCUCCCCAAGUACCGCAUAGGAGCGGGCGCACCUGUCUACCUGGCUGCCGUGCUCGAGUACCUCACAGCUGAGAUUCUUGAGCUAGCAGGAAAUGCCGCACGGGACAACAAAAAGGGCCGUGUCACCCCGCGCCACAUUCUGCUGGCCAUCGCCAACGACGAGGAACUCAACCAGCUCCUGAAAGGCGUUACCAUAGCAGCGGGUGGGGUCUUGCCCAACAUCCACCCAGAGCUGCUGGCCAAGAAGCGGGGGUUAAAGGGCAAGCUCGAGGCAGUCAUCAUCCCUCCACCCACCAAGAAAUCCAAGAUGUCCGCCAAAAAAGCAGCAGCCGCCAAGAGAAUGGCUGGGAAGAAGGGGCUGCCAAGAUCAAAGAGGCAGACUGCAGUAAGUAAGGCAGCCAGUGCAGACAGCACCACAGAGGGAUCACAGGCCGGGAGCUUCACCGUCCUCUCCACCAAGAGCCUGUUUCUGGGACAGAAGCUGAACCUCAUUCACAGUGAGAUCAGUAACUUGGCGGGCUUUGACGUGGAGGGGGUAAUCAAUCCCACCAAUGCUGACAUUGAUCUUAAAGAUGACCUAGGAAAUGCUCUGGAACAGAAGGGCGGUAAGAAGCUGUCUGAGGCGUGUGCUGAGAUCCGGAAGAAGAGCGGCCCCCUGGAUGUGGCCGGAGCGGUGAUGACGGCAGGUUUUGGUCUCCCUGCUAAGUUUGUCAUCCACUGCUACAGCCCCUCCUGGGGCACGGACCGCUGUGAGGAGCUGUUGGACAAAACCGUGAAGAACUGCCUGGCCCUCGCCGACGAGAAGAAGCUCAAGUCUGUCGCCUUCCCCUCCAUCGGCAGUGGCAGGAACGGGUUUCCCAAGCAGACGGCGGCGCAGGUCAUCCUCAAAGCCAUCUCCACCUACUUUGUGUCCACCAUGUCCUCCUCCAUCAAGACGGUCUUCUUUGUCCUGUUUGACAGCGAGAGCAUAGGAACCUACGUGCAGGAGAUGGCCAAGCUCGAGGGAAACUGAUGGCAUUUUUUUUUUUAAAGUUUGUUUGCACUUUUCUGAAUUAUAUACAAAUUAUAAUUAUUUUAAUGACACAAAACGAUUUAUUGAAGUUUUUUGCUAAACAGAAUUUAUGAGAAGCAACCUUUUGCAGAAAGUCUUGUUUUCCUUGUUCUUCUAUUUGAUUGUGUAUUGCUGUUGGUUCUGGCGUGUGGUGUAAGUAGCGCUGUCUGUCAGAGAGCUGAGGGAAGCCUGGCUGUGGAGAUGACACACUGCAUGUGGUAACGGAUUGGUGCAAUGUCGUGAUGUAAACUCUAGGUAAAGACUUGGCCUCAUUUUGUGUGUGUUCGUUGAAGCCAUCACUGUGUCUUAUUUUGUAAAACAGUUGCCAUACACUGUUUACUUAUUAAUAUUCAUUCUUCAUGAGAUGGAGGGAGCAGUGGGGAGUUUCAGAUGGUUGGUGGGUUAAGUAAAGUGCUCAGUUGUGA